This is a messenger RNA of Arabidopsis thaliana (thale cress), 1713 nucleotides long. Its product is annotated as RNA-binding KH domain-containing protein. Bases 225 to 1172 code for a protein of 315 amino acids. Gene Ontology annotation, cellular component: nucleus. Gene Ontology annotation, molecular function: RNA binding; nucleic acid binding. The transcript is spliced from 7 exons. Lineage: Eukaryota; Viridiplantae; Streptophyta; Magnoliopsida; Brassicales; Brassicaceae. The record is from RefSeq and is marked reviewed.
UAACAAGAAGAGCGGUAAAAUUGGGUAAAAUAUGAAACAAAGAAAAAAGGUGAAAAAAAAAACAGCUAAGCAAACAACAAGUAAUCAUUUCACAGUCUCUAUAAAAUGACCUCUUAAAUCCACCGACGUUAUAGAGAGACAACAACAGCUUUGGUUCUGCCUCCGCCGCUUCUUCUUCUUCUUCUAAUCUCCGACAGAUUUACUCUGAUUCUGUUGUCUUCGAGAUGAUGAUGAUGUCGUCGCUUGGUGGUGGUGGUGGUGGAGGAGGAGGAAGUGGUGGUGGUAUUGGUGGUGGCGGCGGAGGGAGGUUUAUGACGUAUUCGUCGUCUCUUUCGGUGCCUCCUUCUGCUCCUCAGUCUCCUAAUUACUCCGGUGGUCUCCGAUCACAGUCUUCUGUCUUCGUUGAGCAAGAGAAGUAUCUUUCAGAGUUACUUGCAGAGCGUCAUAAGCUUACUCCAUUCCUGCCUGUGCUUCCACAUGCAUUUCGGCUACUAAACCAAGAAAUUUUGCGUGUAACCACACUGUUGGAGAAUGCUACAGUUUUAAGUCAGAGUGGGCUUGACCACCCUAGCCCUCUGGCUUCUGGAGGGAUAUUUCAGAAUGCAAGAGCUGACAUGAAUGGAUGGGCCUCCCAGUUUCCAUCAGAAAGAUCUGUUCCAUCAUCUCCGGGACCAAAUUGGCUUAACUCACCUGGUAGUUCGUCCGGUCUCAUCGCCAAGCGUACAAUCAGGGUCGAUAUUCCAGUCGACAAUUAUCCGAAUUUCAAUUUUGUUGGUCGCCUCCUGGGUCCUAGAGGAAACUCCCUGAAGCGAGUUGAAGCAAGUACUGAUUGCCGUGUUCUUAUAAGAGGAAGAGGAAGUAUAAAAGAUCCAAUUAAGGAGGAAAUGAUGAGAGGAAAACCGGGAUACGAGCACCUAAAUGAACCACUUCAUAUCUUAGUGGAAGCAGAAUUACCGAUUGAAAUAGUCGAUGCACGGCUCAUGCAAGCUCGGGAAAUACUUGACGAUCUUCUUACUCCUAUGGAGGAAACCCAUGAUAUGUACAAGAAACAACAGCUGCGCGAGCUAGCAUUGCUCAAUGGAACUCUUCGUGAAGAAGGAUCUCCAAUGUCCGGUUCUGUUUCUCCUUACAAUAGCCUUGGUAUGAAGAGAGCCAAAACAAGAGAAGGGUAAAAACCAUCGAACAGUUUGGCUGUGAUCAUAAAGCAAUAUGAAACCGAUCCAAAAGUCGACACAAAAAGGCCAUACCACUCUUGACGACACGGUACUGUCUCUUGUCCUUGGGGUAGAAAUGUUGUAUAUAUGAUUUAUGAAAUGUGUUUGUCAGUCUAUGUAUCAUUGUCCCGGAGAGAGAUCAGAUGACAAAAUUGCAACGGAAACACAAGAGCUGAUGAGUCUCUGUCUCUCUCCGAGACUUUGAUUUUGUUUUUGUUUAUGUUUUUAUGUCUGGAAAGUUGGGUUCCAACAGUUUUCUUUUAAGUUUUUUGUUUAUUUGUUGUUUUAGCAAAAAGAAAACAUUAAAUCAUGAUGAUGGUUUGUGUCUGGUAUUGGUAAUGAUAAUAAUCAUAAUAUGUUUUGGAUACAUAAACGUCAAAGUAAAGCUUGUUUCAAUAUGAUAUGUGGAAUUAUGUAAAGCAAAUGUUCUGUUCUCGAGUAUUUUUCACAUUUUUAUUACUGGAAGUCGACAUUUUCUAUUACAUGUCAACUCUGUUUU